Messenger RNA from Funneliformis caledonium, 1767 nucleotides. Lineage: Eukaryota; Fungi; Glomeromycota; Glomeromycetes; Glomerales; Glomeraceae. The record is from the annotation of a GenBank genome assembly.
AUGUUUGACAAUGUUAAAGUAACAAUAUUAGUUAAACGUCCUGGUUUAGGUCGUAUUGGCCGUCCUAUAAGUGAUGUAAAAACUGUUUUCGAUGGUCGACAGAAUAUUUUUGCCGCUAGACAAUUACCUUUUGCGAUACGGCCACUUACAAUAUAUGUCUUUCGGAAGAUGCCGCCUACACCUGGAAGAAUGAUGAUAAAUGUUGAUGUAAGCGCUACUGCUUUUUAUGAAAGUAGUGAUUUAGUACAUAUGGUUGCAAAGAUACUCGAACGUAAUAUACGUGUUACUCAUCGUGAUGAUUGUUCCGUACGCUCGUUUAAGAUUCUUAAAUUAACUGAUACCUCAACAUCAAAUACUCAACUUAAUUUUGGUUAUGAACGGAUUGAUAUUGCUUCAUACUUUCAAAAUACGUAUAACAAACCUCUACAAUUUCCAUCCCUGCCUUACGUGGUCGUCAGAGGAAAUAUAUUUUUUCCAAUGGAAGUAUGUAAAGUUGUUGAGGAACAACAUUAUAUUCGCAAAUAUAACGAAAGGCAGACAGCAGAUAUAACGAAAUUUUCUUGUCAACCACCUCAUAUCCGUGCAAACAAAAUUAAACAAGGUUUACUUGAUUAUCGACAAAAUGAGUAUAUGAAGCAAUUUGGUUUGAUUGUAUCUGAGGAAAUGGCUGUAGUUCCGACCAGGAUAUUACCUGCUCCAAGAAUACGAUUUCAUUAUUCUUCUCGUACCGCUGCCUUUGUUCCAAGGGAUGGGUCAUGGAAUUUACGUGAUAAGAAAGUUGCUACUGGGGCCACUUGGUUCAUGGAUACUGGAAUGAAUAUCCCGAAAAAGAAUCCACCAAUUAUUCAAGGUAAUCAUCAAGUUAAUUUAUGCAUCCUUCCUAACACCGGUUUACCAUUAUAUGCUGAAAUUAAGCGUGUGUGUGAUACAAUAAUUGGUGUUGCUACUCAAUGCGUUCAAUCCAAACAUAUUUUUCAAGCAAAAAGACAAUAUUGCGCUAAUUUAUGUCUUAAAAUGAACGUUAAACUUGGUGGUAUGAAUUCAUUCAUUGAACCAAGUUGUAUACAGUUUGUUACGGAACGCCCUACCAUCGUAAUGGAUGCAAGCGUCACUCAUGCUCCUGGUGAUGAUGAGUCUCGUCCAUCCAUUGCUGCUCUAUGCGCUUCAGUAGAUGCAAAAGCAUCUCGUUAUGCAGCUUCUAUUCUUGUUCAAGCAGGUAGACAAGAAAUUUUCUCUGACUUUUCAGGUAUGAUAAAGGAGCAUUUGAAAUCCUUCUACCAGACAUGUGAAAGGAAACCAGAAAGUAUGUUGUUAUAUCGAAAAGGUAUCUCAGAGGGCCAAUUUGAACAAUUUCUGGAUUUAGAAAUCGAAGCCGUAAGAGCUGCGUGUGCAUCCCUUGAUGCGAAUUAUAAACCGUCCAUAACCUUUGUGGUUAUACAGAAACGACAUCACACUCGCCUUUUCCCUGUGGAUAAGAAAGAUUCAGAUAAUACAGGAAACUGUCCGGUUGGUACGGUGGUUGAAUCAACAAUAACGCAUCCUUUUGAAUUCGACUUUUAUCUACAGAGCCACGCUGGAACACGAGGAACUUCGCGUCCAAUGCAUUAUUACGUAUUAUAUGAUGAAAACCGUUUCAAUGCCGAUUCUCUUCAAACUUUAUCGUACAAUUUAUGUUAUUCAUUUGCGCGAUGUACACGUGCAGUUUCUAUUGUCCCACCAGUGUAUUAUGCGCAUUUAGCUUGUUCCAGGGUUUCAUUCGAGAGGUGA